AUAUAGGGUAUAAUUAUAGUUAUAGUUUAGUAGUGAAAAACUGUGUAACCGCUAAUUAACGUCCUACACUCCCUCCUUAUUGUGUUUAUUUUUGGCGGCACAAAAACCGGUAUAUUUCAUUCCCCACUCACUCCACACUCUCUUCAACUAUUUAGAGGUUACAAAUGCCAAGACAAGUGAGCUUAGCAUAACUCAACUUUCAGAUUUCAGAUUACUAAAAACAGAAAAAUGGGGAGCUCUCUCACUGCCACCUCUUUUUCUUUGUCAAGUCUAAUGUGUGAAGAAGAAGGUGAAGCUUGCUUCUUUGAAGACAACUAUGAUGAUGAAAAUGAACACACUGGGAUUGUUUUUCAUGAGGAAGAUGAAGAGGAAUACAUUGAGUAUUUGUUCAGCCAAGAAACUGCUUUUGGAUUCCACAAUCAUGAUGAUUGCUCCGCCGCCAGAUUCUGGUUGAGGACUGCUCGUUUUGAUGCCAUUGAUUGGAUUUUCAAUACACAGGCCAAACUUGGAUUCAAAGUUCACACAGCUUAUUUAUCAGUCUCCUACUUUGAUCGGUUUCUUUCAAAACGAUCCAUUGAUGAAUCAAAACCUUGGGCUAUUCAAUUAUUAUCGGUAGCAUGCUUAUCUCUUGCAGCAAAAAUGGAAGAGCAAAAUGUGCCUCCUCUCUCUGAAUAUCCAAUAGUUGAAUACAGAUUUGAGAGCAAAGUGAUUAAGAACAUGGAGCUUCUGAUUCUUGCUACCUUGGAUUGGAAAAUGGGAUCAUCAUCACCAACUCCUUUUUCUUAUCUCCAUUACUUUCUCACAAAGUUCUGCCCUGGAUCCAAUUCACACACAAUCAUCACAAAAGCCACCCAACACAUUGUAGCCAUGGUCAAAGAUGUUAAUUUGAUGGAUCAACGGCCAUCUAUAAUAGCCUCCGCUGCAAUAUUAGCAGCAGUUGAUGCUACAUUAACAAGAAAGACCAUGGAUCUUAGGAUAAGAAAAAUCUCAUCUUGGGGCAAUCUAGAAAGUGGAGAUGUAUUUUCCUGUUAUAAUCUUAUACAGGAAAAGAGGAGGAACAAAGUUAAGACCCCUUGCUCGAAUUUAAUGUCAAACCAAUCGAACUCCACGUGUGUUCUUGAGAAUCAAUCUGACACCACUUGUUCCGGAGUUAAGAGAAAACUUUCUUUUCAGGACACUGAGGAAACUGAAAACUACAAGAAGCUACAUCGUCACUAGUUUGUGGUUCAUCAUCCACCAUUGAUUUAGUUGGUGUUUUUCAUUUCACUGAUGAUUGAAUCAUAGGUUUUUCUUUUUUUUCUUUUUCUCUAAGAAAAAAUUGAUUCUUGUUAGUUUAUAAUUAUAGGUCUAGUGAGUGUCAUCCACCAUUUUUGUGGAAUGAUUUGGUAUUGAUGAUUGGGGUUUUAUUUUUUUCACUACCCAACAAAAAGUUUUUUUCCCAAGUCACAACCAAGAUGAUAGAGAAAAAAAAAGGAGAAAAAGGAGGAGUAAAUAAAUAAAAAGA
This is a messenger RNA of Arachis ipaensis, 1504 nucleotides long. RefSeq names its product cyclin-D5-1. The record is from RefSeq and is a predicted model, not a curated record. Lineage: Eukaryota; Viridiplantae; Streptophyta; Magnoliopsida; Fabales; Fabaceae.